AUGGGGAUCCCUACCCCUGGGAAGAUCAAAACCCCAUUGAUUGAACCGUUCGCAGACUUAACCGACCCGGACGACCAUAUGGCUAGUUACAAAGCGCAAAUGAGCGUUCAGGCUAGUUGCGAGGCCACUUGGUGUCGCUUUUUUCCUACUACUCUUAAGGGUCUUGCCCUCAAUUGGUUCCAAGAGCUUCCGGCCGGAAUCAUCCUGGACUUCUCCACAUUGGAGCACCUGUUCAUCCAUCAGUUCGUGGCGGGGAAGAGGCAAAAUAAGACCAGCCUUCACCUCAUGGGGGUGAAGCAAGAUAAUAACGAGACCCUGGCCGACUACAUCAAGAGAUUCAACGAAGAGUCCCUAAAAGUCACCGACAUGCAAGAUGCGGUGGCUUUUGCUGCUCUCAUGUCGGGGCUCCAAUCAGGUCGGCUUAGAUGGUCGUUGGCCAAAAACGAAGUUAAAACCUUCUCGGAGGCCAUGACCAGGGCCAAAAGGUUCAUCCAGGCGACAGACAUUUGUCGCCACUCGGAUGAUGGGGGCAAGAAGUGGAAAGAUGACAGGAUCUGCAAGGAUCAACCGAAUCACCAAAAAAUGGGAGCUCGAGGGGAUCGGUUCACAAAUCAUAACAAUGAUCCGCGGUUCAACAAGAAUCGACGCGAGAUUCACCUUGACAUCAAGGACAAAGCCUGGGUUCCCAAACCGGCACCUAUUAGAACUUCAUCCUCCUGGAGGGAUAAAAGUUUAUGGUGCAAAUACCACAAAGAAUUUGGACACACCACCAAGGACUACAGAGAGCUCAAAAAGUCCUUGGAUGGCGCGGCAGAUCAGGGUAAGCUGAACCGCUAUUUGAAGCAUACGAACGAAGAAAAAGGAACGCAAAAAGUAGGCCAGUCGAAUAGCGGGGACACCGAGGGAUUCAUCGGUGUCAUCGCCGGCGGUUUCGCAUCGGGAAGCCGAACUGGCCAAGCCCGCAAGGCCCACCUUAGAGUCUCAAGCACCAAGUGCUUGACGUCCAACUGCCUCGGACCAACUAUCCUGUUAUGA
Messenger RNA from Beta vulgaris subsp. vulgaris (sugar beet), 1035 nucleotides. RefSeq lists its product as uncharacterized. The coding region runs from base 1 to 1035 and encodes 344 amino acids. NCBI's taxonomy places the organism in Eukaryota, Viridiplantae, Streptophyta, Magnoliopsida, Caryophyllales, Amaranthaceae. The transcript has a single exon. The record is from RefSeq and is a predicted model, not a curated record.